Suillus paluster is the source of this 834-nucleotide messenger RNA. RefSeq lists its product as uncharacterized. The coding region runs from base 1 to 834 and encodes 277 amino acids. The record is from RefSeq and is a predicted model, not a curated record. NCBI's taxonomy places the organism in Eukaryota, Fungi, Basidiomycota, Agaricomycetes, Boletales, Suillaceae. The transcript has a single exon.
AUGAGAAAGGACAAUGUCGCAGCUCCACAAGAGCUAGUCUUCCUCUCAGCUUGCCGCCUGCCCCACGGAGGGAUCUUAUACGAGUUAGAGUCGCCUGCCUCCGCCCUGUGGUUCAACACCCCAGCCAACCGCAGCAAUUUCCUAGAGCGCUUUGGCAUCAACAUCAUCAUCAAGGAAAGAUCAUUCCACGUACUGGUCGAGAACGUCCCGAUCUUGUUUACCCCAAACAACCCUGCGGCUACAGUGGACAUCAAAAAGAAGGUGGGACUCAAACCGGGUAGCAUCGUGAAAGUGAGGUACAUCAAGCCAAUAGCGAGGCGCAACCCAGGACAGCGGACAGCCCAUACAAUCUUCACUUUCAACAGCAGAGAAGACGCCAACCAAGCUAUCAAAUUCGGUCUCUCAGUAGCAAGUAAGAAAGUAUAUGGCAGGAAGCUCAUACCAGAACCGACCAGAUGUCUCAAGUGCCAUUCUUUUGACAGCAACCAUGUAGUGGCAGAAUUCCCCAAGGAACAGGACACUUGCGGAACGUGCGGAGCACAACACUGGACUGCAGAGUGCAGAGUGGACGACCCCAAAUUCUUCUACUGUUCGAACUGUGACAUCCACGGGCACACAUCCUGGAGCAGGGAAUGGCCAACGUUCAUUCGAAAGUGGGAAGCACACAAGAGAAGAAAUGAAGAAUCUAAAUACCGAUUUUUCCCAACGGAUGAUCCACUCACCCGGGAAACAACAACGGACAGCUCAAACAACUGGCACGACCCCAACGUCCGCAACAACAACUCCCCGCCCCCAACACUCGUCAACCAAUGCCAUCCUCCCCCCCCAUCGUGA